Durusdinium trenchii is the source of this 530-nucleotide messenger RNA. Lineage: Eukaryota; Dinophyceae; Suessiales; Symbiodiniaceae. The record is from the annotation of a GenBank genome assembly.
AGCAGUGGCCCAAGUUAGGGCUCCGUCCGCCAUGAAGUGCUUCGUGUGUGGCGGCGUAGAGGUGAAAUAUCGCUUCCCUUGCUGCCGCGAGAGAUACUGUUCUCUGCCCUGCUAUCGUCGCCACGCGGCGGGCCAGUGCCCCGCGCGCCCGGAACGGGAGUCCGCCAAGCGACCCCGGAAGGAAGAGCCGGAGGAAGAGGAUCUGAUCAGCGAGGUCCGCCUUUGCGCGCUGCGGGGGCAUGUGGGGGUGCGCUCGGCGCUGCAGAACGAGGCAUUUCAGGAUGCGCUGAUUACACUGGAUGAGGCACACGAUCGCAGACAGACGCUGGAGAAGCUGUUGGAGAAGGAUAAGUUCUUUCUGAAAUUUGUGGGGGAUCUGAUGGAGGCGAUUGAUUACUUUCCCAGAGACCGAGACCUCAAGCCGAUGUGAUGUUGUCGACUUCAAGAUGAGCCGACUCGAUCAAGAACGUUUGCUUUCGGCUGGCGCUUUCAUAAGGAGCGACAUAAGCGAUCGAGCUCUCAAAAAGGAG